Messenger RNA from Trematomus bernacchii (emerald rockcod), 2373 nucleotides. Its product is annotated as zinc finger MYM-type protein 1-like. The record is from RefSeq and is a predicted model, not a curated record. Bases 100 to 1968 code for a protein of 622 amino acids. Gene Ontology annotation, molecular function: protein dimerization activity. NCBI's taxonomy places the organism in Eukaryota, Metazoa, Chordata, Actinopteri, Perciformes, Nototheniidae. The transcript is spliced from 3 exons.
AGCUGGUACACAAGAAAGGCUUGGCUAGCUGGAUGCAAACAGGUAAAUGCUGUCUUUUGUUUCCCAUGCUUGCUCUUCAAACAGCCGGGGACAGAUACAAUGUGCCCGUGGACUGUGAUAGGAGUAAACGAUAUGAAGCAUUUGUCCAACAAAAUUAAAAAGCACGAGUGCACUAAGGCACACAUGACAAACACCUUUAAGCUAGCCAUGCUAGGCAAAGCUAACAUAGCCGCACAGCUAGAUCAAGGGUACAAGAUCUCGGUGAAAAAGCACAAUGAAGAAGUGGACAAGAAUAGGCACGUCUUGUCUAAAAUAAUUGAUUGUGUGAAAUUUUGUGGGGGCUUUGACCUGGCUUUGCGUGGCCACGACGAGGCUGACACAUCCGACAACCCCGGCGUUUUUCUGGGUUUAGUUAAUCUACUGGCCUCGUUAGAUAGCGUGUUGGAGGAUCACCUUAAAACGGCUACGGUUUUCAAAGGCACCUCAAAGACGGUGCAAAAUGAACUUUUGGACUGCAUGUUAUCAGUUUGUAAAGACUACAUUCUGGAGGAAGUAAAAAAUGCCAGUUAUUUAGCUAUUCAGGCGGAUGAGACAACUGACAUUUCCACCCACUGCCAGUUAGUGCUUGUGCUACGCUACAUCGACCCGCAUAACAACGUCCAGGAGCGUUUUUUUGAGUUCAUUCCUCUUCAGAAUGCGAAUGCUGACACAGUUGCCACCGCGCUGAUGGAGAGGCUGGGCACUAUCCUCCCCGAUGGACAACAGGGCAAACUAAUCGCCCAAGCCUAUGACGGUGCAGCGGUGAUGAGGGGAGCUAAAGGUGGAGUUCAGCGGAAAGUGAAGGAUGUGUACAGUAGUGCGCACUACAUCCACUGCUAUGCGCAUCAGCUGAACCUAAUUAUGCAGCAGGCAACAUCCCACAUCCCCAAGAUAAGAACAUUUUUUUCAGACCUUGGUGGAUUUGCUGCAUUUUUCUCCAGGUCAUUCAAGCGAACUGCGAUCCUGGAUCAAGUGGUGGCACACAGACUUCCUGGCACUUCCACAACAAGAUGGAACUUUCACAGUCGUGCUGUUAACACUGUAUAUGAGCACAAGGAGAACAUCCUGAGGUGUUUCCAGACGAUCAGAGACUCAGGUGACUUUGAUCCCAUAACAGUGAGAGAAGCCGGGGGCUUUGUGCGAAUGAUGGAAGAUGAAGUUUUUUGCUUUUUCCUGACAUUGUUCCACAAGAUCAUGCCACAUGUAGACAUGCUGUUUAGCCAACUGCAGAAGAGGAACAUCGACUCUGUCUACAUCACAGGACUCAUCAAGAGGUUCACCAGCAGCAUACAAACAAUCAGGGACUCCAUUCCUUCUGGUGAAAGCAGUGGAUCUCAGCAGCUGCCCACAAAGAAACGGAGGGGACUUGGACAUGAAGAGCAACAGCUGUUGGCUAGAGAGGUAUGUGAUACCAUACUGAGUCACGCAAAGGAGAGAUUUUCCUUCACCAAACACCUCAUCAGCUCCACCCUCCUGCAAGGAGACCUGUUCCAGCAGCACAGCCGAACAUUCCCUGAAGCAGCGCUGGAAACAACUGUGGAGGCCUACCCUCUACUGGACAAGGCAAAGCUCAAGACGGAACUGUCCCUCGUCUAUGACAAUGACCAGUUCAGGGCUUGCAGUGGUGCUGUUACUCUGCUCCAGUUCUUCCUUGACAAUAAUCUGCAGGAGACAUUUACAGAGACUGUCAGUCUUCUGAAGGUUCUUGUAACCACACCCAUGGCUACGGCUGAGGCAGAGAGGUGCUUUUCCACUCUGAAAAGGAUAAAGACUUUCUUGAGGAACAGCAUGACACAGGAUCGCCUGAAUGCUCUGGCUAUGCUGUCAAUUGAGAAAAAACUCAUUAGGAGCAUUCCUGACUUCAACACCAGAGUCAUUGAGAGGUUUGCCACUCAGAAGGAGAGAAGGGCAAAAUUCCUCUACAAAUAGACACACACACACACACACACACACACACACACACACACACACAAGCUCUCGCAGCAAACACAGAUGGCCGACCCUUAAAAAAAUGCGUUUCAUUAGAGAGACAAUUAAUGUUAAUGCAUAAUUAAUGCAGAAUGUUGUGAAGUUACUUUUGGAUACCUAAGAUGUUUUGUUCAACCACAAAGUCCAGGAACAUGAGUACUGUUUGGAAACCUGUUGCGUUCGACUCAUUUUCCCCAGAGGAACAGUUGUUUCUUGUUUCCUUUUGUCUUUUUUCUGCCUGUUGCACAUUUUGUUAUUCAAAGCAGUAAAAAAGGUGCUAUAGGCCAAUAAGCUGGAUAUCACUUUAUAUGUAGAGAGUAGGUUUCCCAUGGUUGUUAGAAGUUUAUUAAUAAGUGGGCAUUUAUC